Messenger RNA from Ricinus communis (castor bean), 2733 nucleotides. Its product is annotated as rhamnogalacturonate lyase. The record is from RefSeq and is a predicted model, not a curated record. The transcript is spliced from 17 exons. Gene Ontology annotation, molecular function: carbohydrate binding; catalytic activity. Gene Ontology annotation, biological process: carbohydrate metabolic process. NCBI's taxonomy places the organism in Eukaryota, Viridiplantae, Streptophyta, Magnoliopsida, Malpighiales, Euphorbiaceae. Bases 253 to 2286 code for a protein of 677 amino acids.
UUCGCUGCAUGAAACCAUAUGUUUCAGAAAUGUCAAUAUCUGGCACAAGGAACUUAAUCACUUCAUUAAUAUAUAGCUAUAAGGAAACUUUCAACAUUAUAAUCACCUGCCAAUUUAAGCAGAGAAAUCAUAUUAUCCAUGAUAGGUGAAGUUCAUUCCUUGGAAAUAUUCUGAAAGUUUCUCAAGAGGGCUAAGGUUUUUCUUCAGGAUUGCUUGUCUCCUUGUAUAUAGAGGAAUCUUAUGUAAAAAGAAAUGGGCAAGGUGGGUAUUCUUGCUGGGUGCCUCCAGGCAAUGGUUGCUUGGUUGAUGUUUUGCUUAUUUACUGCUACUUCUGGCAGGGAAAUUUCGCCCAUUGAUUACUGUUCAUCUCCUGGGGUUAAGCUAUACUGGAAGAAUCGUCACAAUCAACGGAGAAUGGUAAUAGAUAAUGGCAUUCUGCAAAUUACUUUGUUGAACCCAACUGGAGAUGUUAUCGGAAUAAAGUACAACGGAAUUGAUAACGUACUUGGAACCCAAAAUGGAGAAGGUAAUCGAGGGUAUUGGGAUGUUGUCUGGAACAUACCCGGAACUCACGUAUCCUAUGACAGGUUAAAAGGAACCAAUUUUAGUGUUGUAAUGGAAGAUGAAAACCAAGUGGAGGUAUCAUUCACUAGAACAUGGAAUGCUUCAGUUGGUAAUUGGACAGCACCUCUAAACGUAGACAAGAGGUAUAUAGUGAGACGUGGGAGCUCAAGAAUCUACAUGUAUACCAUAUUGGAACGAUUAGAAGGGUGGCCUGACAUUGACAUGGAUCAGAUCAGGAUUGUUUUCAAGCUCCAAAAUGACAAGUUUCACUGGAUGGUAGUAUCAGAUGAUAGACACAGGAUCAUGCCAACGCCUAAAGAUUGCCACAAUGGGCAGCGUCUUGCCUAUAAAGAAGCUGUACUCUUGACCAAUCCAGCUAAUCCCAAACUUAGAGGAGAGGUGGAGGACAAAUACCAAUACUCAAGUGAGAAUAGAGAGGACAGGGUGCAUGGUUGGAUAUCGGAGGAUCCACCUGUGGGAUUUUGGAUGAUCACACCAAGUGAUGAGUUUCGUGCAGGUGGUCCUUUAAAACAAGAUCUCACUGCCCAUGUUGGCCCCACUGUUCUCAAUAUGUUUACUAGUACCCAUUACACCGGGAAGGACUUGAAUACAAAAUACAGAGACGGAAAGCCAUGGAAAAAGGUUUUUGGUCCAGUUUGUGUCUAUCUCAACUCAAUUUUAGAUGAUGAGGAUCCCCUGCUACUUUGGGAAGAUGCCAAGGAACAGAUGUUGAUAGAAUUUGAAAGCUGGCCGUACAAUUUUCCUGAGUCGGAGGAUUUACCUACUUCAGAUGAACGAGGAACUGUUUCCGGUCAAUUGUUAGUAAGUGACAGGUACAUCAAUCAAAGGUUAAUGUGGGCUGCGUCUGCUUAUGUGGGUUUGGCACCACCAGGAGAGGUGGGCUCUUGGCAAAGAGAAACCCAGGGUUAUCAAUUCUGGACAAAAGCUAACAGGGAGGGUUUUUUCUUUAUCGAAAAUGUUCGAGCUGGUAACUAUAACUUAUAUGCCUGGGUUCCCGGUAUUAUUGGUGAUUGGAAAUAUGAUGUUGAUGUCCUUGUCAAACCAGGAAGUGAAAUAGAAUUGGGUGUCCUUGUGUACAAGCCACCAAGAAAUGGUCCAACCCUUUGGGAAAUAGGCAUUCCUGAUCGCACUGCUGCUGAGUUCUUUGUGCCAGACACAUGCCCAACACUUGAGAACAAAUUAUACAGCAAUCACCCAGACAAGUUUAGACAGUAUGGACUAUGGGACAGAUACACUGACUUGUAUCCUGAACAUGAUCUUAUUUACACUGUUGGAAUUAGCAAUUAUAGUCAAGAUUGGUUCUUUGCUCAUUUUUCCAGGAAGACAGAAAAUAACACAUAUGAAGCCACCACAUGGCAGAUUAAGUUUGCACUCGAAAAUGUCAAAAGAGAUGGAACCUAUACACUCCAAAUGGCCCUGGCAUCAGCCACUGCAUCAGAAUUACAGGUCCGGUUCAAUGAUCCAAGCAAGAAACGACCACAUUUUACAACUAAACUUAUAGGUAGAGACAAUGCCAUUGCAAGGCAUGGGAUACAUGGAUUAUACUGGUUAUAUAGCAUUAAUGUGCCAGGCUCUCUACUUAGGCAAAACAACACCAUAUAUCUAACACAAUCAAGAGGUUCAGGCCCUUUUCGCGGAGUUAUGUAUGAUUAUAUUCGGUUGGAAGCACCUUCAGAGCAUACUUGGUUAGCUAGCUACUGAAGGAGAUGAAAUUGCUUCUAGAUUUAAAGUAGAAAACAAGAAAAUCUAAAAGCAGACUGGCACAUUAAUAUGGGAGAUAUUGUAACAGAUAUUUUUGUUGUGUUAUUAUGGUUUAGGCUUUAUGAGGGGCAGUCUAACAGAUAUAUUAGAAGGGUUUGGCUUAAUAUGGGAGAUAUUGUAAUGAAAUUGUUUAAUGUUUGGAUUUGGAAGUUAAUUAUGUGGUAGCUGCUAAAAUAACUGGAACACCGCUUGUCGAUGACCCCAGGACUGGCAUAUUUUGUUCUGAUGUCUAGAAAUGUUAUUGGGGCUCUUUUUUCUUUAUAUUUCUUUUUAUUUAUUUAUUUCGUUCUUUCUAAUAUUAUCAGGUAUAUAUAGUAGCAGACCUAUAUAUAAAUGGCAGGCAAUAAUUGUGUCACGUCUAUGAUAAAGACAUGACUUUGAGUAAAA